CCACUGCGGCUUUCAGCUCCUCCCAUUCCAACGGUGGCCGGAAAACCCAUUUGAGCGGCGCUGUCAGCCAAUUUUUCUCAUUUCUCUCACAAUCAACUGGGAAUUGUUCCCUCAGUCCCCUCUUUUUGGUUCGGAAAUUAUUGGAGCAGUUAAAGUGCGAUUCUGUUCAUUGUAAGAGAGAGGCAACAGCAGAACUCCACCUUCUUGCUAAGGAAAAUAUGGAUAACCGAAUUGUGAUCUCGAAUUGUGGAGCCAUUAGCUUAAUAGUCGAUUUACUGCAAUCAACGGAUACUACAAUCCAGGAACAUUCUGUUACAACACUUCUUAACUUAUCAAUCAAUGAUAACAACAAAGCUGCUAUUGCUAAUGCUGGUGCAAUUGAACCUUUGAUUCACGUCCUUCAGAUAGGGAGUCCAGAAGCCAAGGAGAAUUCAGCUGCCACUCUUUUCAGCCUAUCAGUUACUGAGGAAAACAAGAUCAGGAUAGGCAGGGCUGGGGCAAUUAGACCACUGGUUGAUUUAUUAGGGAAUGGGACCCCUAGAGGGAAGAAAGAUGCUGCCACUGCUUUGUUUAAUUUGUCAUUAUUUCAUGAAAACAAGGAUCGGAUUGUGCAAGCUGGUGCUGUGAAAAACCUUGUAGAUUUAAUGGACCUGGCAGCCGGAAUGGUUGAUAAGGUAGUGGCUGUUUUAGCAAAUCUUGCUACGAUACCAGAAGGGAAAACAGCAAUUGGUCAGCAAGGUGGCAUUCCUGUUUUGGUUGAAGUUAUCGAGUCGGGUUCUGCGAGAGGAAAAGAGAAUGCAGCAGCAGCUCUUCUACAUCUAUGCUCAGACAAUCAUAGAUACUUAACCAUGGUGCUCCAAGAAGGAGCUGUGCCCCCUUUAGUAGCAUUGUCACAAUCAGGCACCCCAAGGGCCAAAGAAAAGGCCUUGGCUCUCCUUAAUCAAUUUAGAAGCCAAAGACAUGGUAGUGCUGGAAGAGCUUGAUCUCGAUUUUCCAACCUUGUGAGGCAUCCAAUGGUUUUGAAUCUACUUACAAAAAUAUGUAAGAUUUAUACAUUGCAUUGUGCACAUAAUAUGGGUAAAGUUGUUUUUUUAUUGUUUACACGUGCUUGUAAAGGGGGAGAAUAUGUAUGGAGGAAGAGGAUUGAUCGUGUCUUCACGUGACACACCUGUCUGUGAUGUGAAGAAAAAUUAUGCAUGCAAGUGUAACUUUUGUUUCUGAGCCCAGGCAAAAUGUUAGUGGGCAAAUAGUUGUAUUUGGUGAUGUAUUAACUGUCCCUUUCAAUAAGACAGGGAUCUGGAUAUUGUCUUCAUCCUUAGAUGAUAGUAUAUAACAAGCAUUUGAAGAAGAAAUUAUUCAAGUGUUAACAGUUAAAAGUGGCAUAAGAGUUGCAUUUCUCAUUAAGCUAAUGAAGUUUGUAUUUC
Molecule: messenger RNA, 1424 nt
Organism: Glycine soja
Lineage: Eukaryota; Viridiplantae; Streptophyta; Magnoliopsida; Fabales; Fabaceae
Product: U-box domain-containing protein 4-like
Exons: 3
Coding region: 219-983 (254 amino acids)
Cellular component (GO): cytoplasm; nucleus
Molecular function (GO): protein binding
Source: RefSeq, a predicted model, not a curated record